AUGGGCGAGCCGUCGGACGGGGUCAAGAACUAUCGUAAGCCGCGACGGAGGCCGGCUCAUCUGCGCACCAAGACUGGCUGUCUGACCUGCCGAAAGAGAAAGAAAAAGUGUGACGAGAAUCCAAUCAUCUGCCAGAACUGUGCGAGAAGGAAGAUUGACUGCGUCUGGCCUGCGCAGGCAAACUCGAGGGUCAACGUGCCAAGCCCAAGUGUAGAUGGACACAGUGCGUCGUCGCCUGUUCCAAGUCUCACCAUCGACCAUGACCACACUGGAUUCUAUGCUACUGAAGAUGAAAAUGUGUCCCCACCCUCAACAUCGCUCUCGCCAGGAUCUGCUAUCCAUAACGUGGACGACGACGACGACCUUCCUCUGGUAGUGUCUCCUCAACUCACCACCAUCUCCUCAGUCACAAAGAUCCACAGCCCUCCGGUGUUCGAUUACAUGCGGAUGGUGUUUGUGCCGCAGCUGGUUCGACCUGCGACCGAUGGCCAAUACAUCCACGACUUUACGAGUGGGAGCCUCCAAGUGGCCAACAGCAUCCCGUUCUUCAUGGAUGCUCUCCUGGCCUGUUCUGCUGCCGAGAUCAGAGAAAACGACCCGCUCCAUCGCAGAAUAGCUGAGGCACACUAUAUCAACGCGAUAGGAGGUAUGCGAACCUACCUCGCGCAAGAGAACUCUCCAGUCGCCGAAAUUAUUGCCCUGCGGACUGUUCUCAUCCUAUGCAUAUAUGAGAGAACUCGGCUUUACCGCUCGGAAGGUGUAUCGACCCAUUUGUAUGGAGCGGCGGCGCUGCUCAAGUCCUGCUGGAAGCAAAUGGAGACCUCCAGAAGCGUGCCGGCGGCCUGGACGACCACCCGCAUCCUCACCCUGGAGUCUUUUAUUUUCCAUGUCGCCACAAGCAUUCCCUUUCAGCACCCGUCUCCUACGUCAUCGGCCCUCGUGGAUGAAACCUUUCUGAACGCCCAGCUGAUGCUGGAGCAGCUCUGGCUGGAGGGCACAGUGGACUAUUCACAUUCGCCAGUCCUUGGGGCACCCCCAAUGCUCUUUUCAUACGUGCGACAAGUGGCAUGGGCCUAUUCGCAAUAUCGCUCCCAAAUAUACGAUCUGCGAGAAUGUCACCGUUUGGAACAGGGUCUCCGGGGGUGGAGUGAUGACAAUAUUCCGGACUCAGAUACUGCCGAUGCCGCCGACAACAGUCUCUCCUUGUCUUUGUUCACUAGUCGUCAGAAAGCCAAUCAACCUUUCUUCGGCCCGAGACUCUAUUCCCUUGCUGCGAAGCUCCUCCUGAGGCGUAUGAUAGCACGUUCCUCAGGGCUGAGAGGCCAAUUUCUCUCUCAACACCUCUCGAGCUUGCUAUCCGAGAUGAUGCUCCUUGUCCGCUUCAUUGAACCGACCGUGGACUAUUUUGCCGAAUACUAUGCCUGGCCAUUCUACUGCCUGGGGGUGUGUACCGACGAUCCACAGGCCCAAAUUUUGUUGAUGAACAAGAUCAUGGCAUUCUGGAGGAUGACCAGGAACGGGACGAUGAGACGUCUGGCAGAUAUCUUGACGCAGGACUGGGAAUUUUCGGCCCAUUGA
This is a messenger RNA of Fonsecaea erecta, 1578 nucleotides long. RefSeq lists its product as hypothetical. The record is from RefSeq and is a predicted model, not a curated record. Lineage: Eukaryota; Fungi; Ascomycota; Eurotiomycetes; Chaetothyriales; Herpotrichiellaceae. Gene Ontology annotation, molecular function: DNA-binding transcription factor activity, RNA polymerase II-specific; zinc ion binding; transcription cis-regulatory region binding. Bases 1 to 1578 code for a protein of 525 amino acids. Gene Ontology annotation, biological process: positive regulation of transcription by RNA polymerase II. The transcript is spliced from 3 exons. Gene Ontology annotation, cellular component: nucleus.